UUCAUGCGUGGUCCUCCUGCUUCAAGAGUUCAUAUACUCCGGACGAUACUGAAGUUGAUUGUAGUCCUUGUGAAAGCAGGGUUUGAGGAGUUUUGGCGUUGAAAGGUGAAUUGAUUCUCUGGAGUAUUGGAUCUGCAGUGUUUCUUCAUAGGUGUUCAUAUCCAAGCAAAGGACCUCAAGCAAGACCAAGAGAAUGUUCGAUAUAUUAUUUGUGAUGAUAUUUGGAUUGUCGGGGCGUGUUCUGACUAAAGAUACAGACACAAAAGGGAGGUUCAGUUCUCCAGUGUUGGAUGUUACUGAAAAGCAGCUUAUUAUAGAGAGAAAUCAGACACUUCAGCUAAACUGCAGGGGACGGUGGGAGCUCCAUUGGGUUUUGCCAUCAGGCGUCCCGAAAGUCUACCACGGCACCCAGAUAGAAGAGACUCAAUGUGGGAAGAAAAAUAACCAGUACUGCAGCCGCCUGACGCUCAGUCCUGCUUUAGCUCAACACACUGGCUCUUACCGCUGCAGGUACCGCCAAAAGCAGCGCAAACAGGCCUCUGUGUACAUCUACAUCACAGAUAGCCAGCGGCCAUUUGUAAAGGUGCAGUCGGAGAUCCCAGAUGUGGUGUACAUGAAGGAGGGAGAGCCGUUGGUCUUCCCCUGCAGAGUCACAAACCCGGAUGCCAAAGUCUCGUUGGUCAAGUUUCCUUUCCACCAGUUAGCUCCUGAUUAUAUAAACAUCAUCUGGAACAGCAGGCAAGGUUUCACAAUCCGUAGUCCCACAUUCUUCUACAUCGGGCUAUUUUCCUGUGAGACUAUCGUCAAUGGAGUCAAAUAUAGCAACAAGUUCUUGACUCACAGACCAGUGAAUAAAAUCCUGGAUGUGUAUUUGAACAGCACGGGUUUGGUCCACACGUUACAGGGCCAGAUGUUAGCACUGAACUGCACCGUUACAGCUGAAUGGAACGCCAGGGUUUCCAUUAGCUGGACGUACCCACAAAAGGCUAAUGGAUCUGCCACUAUCAUCAGACGCAUAUCUAGGAGCCGAACCAACAUGCUCUUCUACAGUGUUCUCACCAUUCCCAGACUGAGCAAAGCAGACAGAGGACUUUACAAAUGUCAUGUAACAAGUGGUCCAUCCAAGCGAGAAACAAAUACCACAGUUAUCGUCUAUGACCAGCCUUUCAUUCGACUCAAGCACAGAGAUGGCCCUGUGGUUCAGGCUUCUGCAGGACAGAAAUCUUUCCAUCUUACUCCAAAACUAAGGGCUUUCCCUGCACCUGAAGUCAUCUGGUUGAAGGAUGGGAUGGUCGCCGCCGAGCGGUGUUCCCGUUACCAUGUAGAUGGGUUUUCUCUGGUCAUUCGGGAUGUUGCUGAAGAAGACGCAGGAAUCUACACCAUCCUUACUGGCAUCCAGCAGUAUGGGCUUUAUCAGAACCUCACACUCACGUUGGUGGUAAAUGUGAAGCCACAGAUUGGAGAAAAGACAGUUUCCUCUCAGCAACCCGGGACUGUCCAGCGAGGCAGCAGACAAGCCCUGCACUGCACCUCUCAUGGUGUCCCACCACCUCAAAUCCAAUGGCUCUGGCAUCCAUGUCCUCCGAAAGGCCUAUGCAAGAAGCCCCCUACUUCGUCCUGGACUGCAGUCAGCGAGAAGACAGAAGCCACAUCCACCCCCAAUCCCAUCCUGACCGUCAGCCACAGACAGGAAGUGUUAGAAGGGAAGAAUAAGACUGUAGGAGUUCUGACAGUUGGCGAAGCAUUGAUAUCUGGCAUCUAUCGCUGUGUUGCAGCAAACUUAAUGGGCAGAGAUGAACUAGACAUCCGUUUCUAUGUCACAGAUGUCAAAGGAGGCCUUAUUGCGUCUUUGGAGGAAGAGCCCAGAGAGGGAGGGGACCUUCGUCUGGUCUGUAUAGCCAAUAGGCACCUCUAUUCAGACCUGUCAUGGUAUAGAUUAACGAAUCAAUCCACCACAUCAGAUGGAGCUUCAGUUCUCGGCGGGGAGCUCAAAGAGGGGCAGUUCUCUCACACUCUGCAGCUUCUGCUGAAGAAUGUGACUGCACAACACACACACACACACACACACACACACACACACACACACACAUUCAUCCCCUUUGUCUCACACUGUACAGUUCUGCAGGCACCGGUGCGGCUGCGAAAUCUGAGCGAUCACAGUGUUAACGUAAGCAACUCGGUCACUCUCCGCUGCCCCGCUCGGGGAAUUCCACAUCCCAGGAUCACAUGGUAUAAGGACCAAAGAAAGAUGCAGCGGGUGUCUGGUAUUAUGCUGUUUCCAGAGGAAGGGACUCUUCAUAUCGACCGAAUUACAGUUGAAGACCAGGGACUUUACACCUGUAUGGCCACCAAUGAGAGAGGGUCUGUGGAGAGCUCCGCCCACAUUUGGGUUCAAAGUUCAUCUGAAUCACUUUCUCUGGAGAUCCCGACUCUAGCAUGUACAUGCGUGGUGGCCACUCUCUUCUGGCUGCUUCUCACACUGCUGAUUCGCAAACUCAAACAGCCAAACUCCACUAAUGGCAAAGCAGAGUACCUGCCAAUCAUCCUGCAUCCAGGGGAGGAGCCUCUGGUUGAGAACUGCAACAGAUUACAGUAUGAUCCCGCCCAAUGGGAGUUUCCACGUGACCGCCUUAAACUAGAAAAGCCCCUGGGGCGAGGGGCAUUUGGCCGAGUAAUGCAGGCCUCAGCUUUCGGCAUUUGCAAUUCAGCCAGCUGCACCACAGUGGCCGUCAAAAUGCUUAAAGAUGGCGCUAUGCCCAGUGAACACAAGGCUCUGAUGACAGAACUGAAGAUCCUCAGUCAUAUUGGGCAUCACCUCAAUGUGGUCAAUCUUCUAGGUGCAUGUACCAAACCAGGAGGGCCUCUGAUGAUCAUAGUUGAAUACUGUAAAUUUGGCAACCUGUCUGCGUACCUUAAGAGCAAACGAGAGGUGUUCCUGUUGAACAGGGAGAACAGAGAAGAAGAGGGAUGCAUGAAGGAGGGAUAUAAAGGACGAUUGGCCAGUGUGUCCAGCAGCCAGAGCAAUGCCAGCUCAGGGUUUAGUGAGGAGAAAGGAGAGAUCUCAGAGGAGGACAGUGGUUCUCUUCCUGAAUCCAACAACCCUCUGCUGCUUGAAGACCUGAUUUCUUACAGCUUUCAGGUGGCCAGAGGAAUGGAGUUUCUCGCUUCUCGCAAGUGCAUUCAUCGUGACCUUGCUGCCAGAAACAUCCUGCUGUCCAACAACAAUGUGGUGAAGAUCUGUGAUUUUGGCUUGGCCCGAGAUGUGUACAAAGACCCAGACUAUGUGCGCAAGGGAGAUGCACGGUUACCACUGAAAUGGAUGGCACCUGAAUCGAUCUUCGACAAAGUCUUCACCGCUCAGAGUGACGUGUGGUCAUAUGGAGUUCUGCUCUGGGAGAUCUUCUCACUUGGAGCGUCUCCGUACCCGGGGCUGAACAUUGAUGAGGAGUUUUGUCACAGACUGAAGCAGGGGACUCGGAUGUGUCCUCCUGAGUACAGCACCCCGGAGAUUUACAGCAUUAUGAUGGCAUGCUGGGAAAAUAACCCUGAGAACAGACCUUGUUUCUCUGCUCUUGUGGAGAUACUGGGAGACCUCUUGCAGACCUGCGUCCAACAGGAUGGAAAAGAUUAUAUUCCACUGAACGCUUUUAUUUCUGGAGAAGGAAAUACCGUCACGGCGCACAUCGACCAGAAAGACAUAAGCCAGAAAACACUGGGAACUUCAAGCUACAUCAGCUCUGGGAAAAUCAAAGCCAUCAGCACUUUUGAGGAUCUACACAAAGAAAUCCCUGAUGACAACCAGUCUGACAGUGGAAUGGUUCUCCCGUUUGAAGAGUUGAUUCGGGUGAAGUGGAUGGAUAUUGCCAAAAACAUCACUAAGUUCUUCUCCAAAGGUCAAAACCAGCACAUGAAGCUGCCUGCAAAAGUGCUGCCUUGUAUGAAUAGCGCCCCCUGUUGUCAUCAGAGGGAGGUUCCUCCUGUGUGUUACUCUCAGAGGUGCUGCUCUCCCCCACCAGACUAUGAAGCUGCUCUCCUCUACCCCCGUUUCUAACUCUCGUGUCAGCCAAGCUGCCUGUAAACACCAGUCAACAUCUGUUACCACCACCACAAAAACACUGCUUAUCUCAACUCUUUUGCUUUCAGUACCUUAUUGUGCGAGGUUUGUCCGGUCAAAGCAGUUUCUGACUGAAUCUCUGCACAUUCCCACACCUCUUUACCCAAUGAACUUCUGUGAAUCUUUUAAUCACUCAUAAUUACUGGU
Molecule: messenger RNA, 4261 nt
Organism: Sinocyclocheilus rhinocerous
Lineage: Eukaryota; Metazoa; Chordata; Actinopteri; Cypriniformes; Cyprinidae
Product: vascular endothelial growth factor receptor 1-like
Exons: 30
Coding region: 194-4051 (1285 amino acids)
Biological process (GO): vascular endothelial growth factor receptor signaling pathway; multicellular organism development; positive regulation of kinase activity
Cellular component (GO): plasma membrane; signaling receptor complex
Molecular function (GO): vascular endothelial growth factor receptor activity; ATP binding; growth factor binding
Source: RefSeq, a predicted model, not a curated record